AUGGCACUUCCAGCCGAAGAACUCCCCGCCCACUCCUCUCCCAUCAUCUCUCCCCUUCCACGCCCUUCUGCCGGCUACUUGAGUAACUGGUCCGACGUCCAUGAUGGUUCGCCUGGCACACCCAAUCUGCCAGACAAUCUGAUAUCUCCAGCAUUUACUCCGCCGGCCACACCAGGAGCUGCCACUCCUUCUCGUCAUCUGCACUCCGAACCAAAAUCCACCCCAGUCGAUACUUCUCUCGAUGAACCUUCCUUAAAGCAGCCUCGGCUGAUCGAAAAGAUUCCGCAUGUAGAAUGUCUCGUCCGCGCUCGGAUUCCCACUACAUCCGGAACCGAGAUGUUCCUCCACCUCUACCAGAAUGACAUUGACAAUAAGGAGCACCUGGCUAUUGUCUUUGGGAAUAACCUGCGGAGUCGGAGUCUAGAUGCCGAGAGACCGGGAGAAACCGAGAUGGAUCGUAUGAUCCGAGGGGCUUAUACUGGUAGAUUGAGACCGGGUCGGACAAGUUCAAGAAUCGACCCCGACCAAACCAGGCGACCAAUUGGCCGAGGUCGUCAGCGAAGUGGUUCGGCAUUGAAGAACGUCACAACAGUCCCUGAGGACGAUGUCCUGGAAACCACCCAGACUUUGCCAGCGCAAUCAGUCCAACCGGUAAACCAUUCUCAAGAUGAACAAACUUCAGGGAGCAUCAAAGACACCCCCACGAUUGAGACCCUGCUCGAUAGCGUACACUUGACUCAGGGGGAUCCAAAGCCUCCACUCGUGAGAAUUCAUUCAGAAUGCUACACAGGUGAAACAGCUUGGUCAGCUCGGUGCGACUGUGGUGAGCAGCUUGACGAGGCAGCUCGACUCAUGUCACUUCCAACCUCAACGGGUGGUGUCAUCGUUUAUUUGCGCCAAGAGGGCCGAGGAAUUGGAUUGGCGUCGAAGUUGAAAGCGUACAAUCUGCAGGAUCUGGGUAAUGACACAGUGGAGGCAAAUCUUCUGCUGCGUCACCCCGCCGAUGCUCGAAGUUAUGGUCUGGCGACCGCAAUUCUUCAAGAUCUCGGAUUGGGAUGUGAUACAGAUGCGAAUAAAGCGCCAUCCGAACGAGGGAUCAGACUGUUGACGAAUAAUCCCGAUAAAGUGAGAGCCGUGGAAGGGCCGAAUAAGGAGGUUCGAGUUCGUGAGCGCGUUGCCAUGAUCCCUAUUGCUUGGAGGACAGGUGGGAUUAAAGGCGUUAGAGGCGCCGAGAUCGAGAAGUACUUGGAAACCAAAAUCGGUCGUAUGGGCCACAUGAUCCAGGAAGAGUGA
This is a messenger RNA of Exophiala bonariae, 1293 nucleotides long. RefSeq lists its product as uncharacterized. Gene Ontology annotation, molecular function: GTP cyclohydrolase II activity. Bases 1 to 1293 code for a protein of 430 amino acids. The record is from RefSeq and is a predicted model, not a curated record. Gene Ontology annotation, biological process: riboflavin biosynthetic process. NCBI's taxonomy places the organism in Eukaryota, Fungi, Ascomycota, Eurotiomycetes, Chaetothyriales, Herpotrichiellaceae. The transcript has a single exon.